CAGUGCUGCUAUCACACACUCUGCACAGCCACAGAAACUGUAGCUCCUGACUCAUCUGUGCAGUGAGUUCAGCUCAGGCUGCUCAGGGAUUAAUUUCACUCACUGGCCUUCUCUAGGAGCUGGAAAAUAAUUCAGAUCUUGGGUUCCCUGUGGAGAUGGAUCCAGGGGUGUGAGCCUUGCCCAUGAGACUUUCUGGAUCUUGUACCUCUGAGUCCCACUCCCCUUCAUGACUUAGGUUUAAAGUGGCUUUGUAAAUUGUCUUUCUGAUUAUUUUUUUUCCUUGUGUUAUCUGCAGAUAUAAUGGCAGGAGCUAGUCAGGCUUUUCUAGUUAGACUCUACCCACACUCCCAACUAGUUUUGGCAGUGUUCCCCUUUACAGGAAAAUUAAAUUCAGGCUGUCAGAAUUUUUUUCCUAAAGAUGGGCAGCUCUUCCUGCAGCUUUUCUCCCUUGGCCUCUGCUGAGCAGUGUUCAGCUGCAGCUACAGAAGCAGAGUUGCCAUCCUCCAGUGCUGCCUCUCCAGAAAAAAAGUCUAUUUUGGGCCUGCAGGGAGGAUCAGGGUGGGGAUUUGGAUGUCCUAGACCACCUCUGCCCCCCAUUUUGCUGAGGUUGUGUCACCUUGGGCUGCAAGCAAUGAAUUAUGUUGCUAAAGGUCAGUAUUUGGUGACCUUUUUGUCACCAUUUGUUGUUGUUUAGCUUUUUGUCCAUCUCCUUGUUUUUGUUCAGAGCUGAAGCCCCAUUAUUGAAUCUUUGCUCAAACAUCAAGUACUGCCAUUAUAAAAUAUGAGAGAAUUUCACAGCUUAUUUGAGGGCAAUAAAUAAGCUUUUUCUCAGCUUCUGCUGUUCAAGAAGUAAUGGGAGUUGCUGUAGUAAAUUAUUCAUAUUUUUGCCUUACCAUAAAGGAAAUCAGAUACUAUUGCCUUGCCAAGUCCAGAGGGAAUCCUCCAAAAAGCAGCUUUUUAAGAGCCACAUUAUUUUUUUUCCCUGCCAUUAAUAUGAAGAACAAAUACUGUAAACCUCUUAAUUUUUUGUUUUACUGCAGCGAAUUUCUCCCUCUUUCAUCUCAGUUUUUGGAUGCUCUUGAAAGAGCUUUAAAACUGAGUGUUUUAAAGCUUUUACAGGUUUUGUGCUCCUAUUUUUUGAAAACUUGGAAGCAGAACGAAAUUUGCAGUUUCCUGUCUCUAAACCCUUGCUGCUUUUCUCCUGCAUUUUGAAAUUAUUUGAUCCUUUGGCAGCAGGGCCCCCCUUUCAGCUGGACUUUGUCAAUAUUGUCAGUGUUACCUGUGGCAGAGGCAGCCACUGUCUGUGUCCAGUGUUUCAUGCCAGCUCUCUCAGAGAGCAUAUGCCUCAUAGAAAACCUUGAAAUUCCUCCAGUAAUUUUCCUUUACCAAAAAAAACCAAACAGUGAUACUCUGGACUGUGAACCAGACUGUCCUAGAAAGAGAAAUGAAGGCUGGGUUUCUCUGGAACUGGAAGUAAGCUGAUUUCUGGUGGCAAAGACAGCUUUGAAGAGGAUUCCAUUCUUGUGACCCACAGCAGUUGUUCUCCUGAAGAAAAUCAAGUUUCCUGUACCACCACCCCCACCAAAGUCCAUGGAGAAGUUUGUAUCAGACAGGCCUGUGUCUAAGAAUGAAAUCCCUACUCUUCCUUCCCAGAAGAAGCCAGAUACAAACUCAUGCCCUCAUGCACCUGCCAAUCAUCUUGUCCCUGGUGGGGUGGACGCUGAGAAAUGCAAGGCUAGCGAGAAGGAAAGGCACUGGAUCCGUCCUGAUACACCCAGCAAAUGCACCUGGAAACUUGGGAAACCCCUCUCUGCCUCCCCCCAUCAUCAUGCCACCCUGCCAGAGCCUCCGAAGAUCCUGCCAAACAUCCUGAAUAAAGUUGGCAAUACACCUUUGGUGCGGAUCAACAAGAUUGGGAAGCACUUUGGGCUCAAGUGUGAACUCUUGGCCAAGUGCGAGUACUUCAACGCCGGGGGCAGCGUGAAGGACCGCAUCAGCCUCAGGAUGGUGGAGGAUGCUGAGAAGGCUGGGAUCCUGAAACCUGGGGACACCAUCAUAGAGCCAACCUCUGGGAACACAGGGAUCGGGCUGGCCUUGGCGGCGGCAGUGAAGGGUUACCGCUGCAUCAUCGUCAUGCCAGAGAAAAUGAGCAUGGAGAAGGUGGAUGUCCUGAGAGCUCUGGGUGCUGAGAUUGUGAGGACCCCAACUACAGCCAGAUUUGAUUCUCCCGAAUCUCACGUGGGGGUGGCCUGGAGAUUGAAGAAUGAAAUCCCCAAUGCACACAUCCUGGACCAGUACCGCAACGCCAGCAACCCCCUGACACACUACGACACCACAGCUGAGGAGAUCCUGCAGCAGUGUGAUGGAAAGGUGGACAUGGUGGUGGCCACGGCUGGCACAGGAGGUACCAUCACUGGCAUCUCCAGGAAGCUGAAGGAGAAGUGUCCAGGGUGCAAAAUUAUAGGGGUGGAUCCUGAAGGCUCCAUCCUUGCUGAACCAGAAGAACUGAACAAGACUGACAAGACAACGUAUGAAGUGGAAGGAAUUGGAUAUGAUUUUGUCCCCACGGUGUUGGAUAGAUCUGUAGUGGACCAGUGGUACAAGAGCAAUGAUGAGGAGUCAUUUGCCUUAGCACGGAUGAUGAUCCGCGAGGAGGGGCUGCUGUGUGGUGGCAGCUCGGGCAGUGCCAUGUCUGUGGCUGUGAAGGCAGCCAAGGAGCUGAAGGAGGGUCAGCGCUGUGUUGUCAUCUGCCCUGACUCCAUCAGGAACUACAUGUCCAAGUUCUUGAGUGACAAAUGGAUGAUUCAGAAAGGGUUCAUGAAAGAAGAAGACUUUGGCAACAAACCUUGGUGGUGGAACAUCAGUGUUCAGGAACUGAGGCUCUCUGCCCCCCUGACUGUGCUUCCAACUGUUACCUGUGCAAAGACCGUGGAAAUUCUCCGGGAGAAGGGAUUCGACCAGGUACCAGUUGUUGAUGAAUCUGGGGUGAUUCUGGGCAUGGUUACCCUGGGUAACAUGCUUUCCUCACUGCUUGUUGGAAAAGUUAAGCCUUCUGAUGAAGUCAGAAAAGUAAUCUACAAGCAAUUUCAACAGAUUAACCUGAGAGACAACUUGGGGAAACUCUCUCACAUCCUGGAAAUAGACCACUUUGCUCUGGUGGUUCAUGAGCAAAUUCAAUAUCACAUGAAUGGCUCCUCCAGCAAGAGGCAGAUGGUGUUUGGCAUCGUGACAGCCAUCGACCUCCUGAACUUUGUGACCGCACGGGAGCGGGAGAGGAAAUCCAACUAAAGCCAAGCAGCAACGUGGAGCCUCUUCAAUAUUUUGCAAUCUCAAACAAAGAAUCAGGUUUAUGUCUUAAGUAGAAUGUUUUUUUUUUCCUUUUUUUUUUUUGGUUGGGUUGUUUUUUGUUUGUUUUUUAAUUCUGAAGAGAAGCAGUUAGCUAGCCUGGUGUCAGCUAUCCAGCCAAUGUGUCUUGCUGUAUUGCCCAGAUUCUGGGACUUGUUUCUUAAUCAGGUUAAGCAAUAUUUCUUAUCAAGACAAUUUAUUUUUUUACCUAUAUAUAUAUAUAUGUGUGUAAAAAAUAUUGCCUAAAUUAACUGGUUUGUUCCUUACUUGUUAUGUCUAAAGGCUGGCUUUCCAAAAUGUUGUUUCAGAAUCAUAAAAUGUGGUGAAAUAAAAAGGCAGAAGCAGAGGCCCAAGAGAGCUCUGGAAAGUUCUGGAAUUUUUAUUUUCCCACCCAUUCAAGGGUGUUAAAUUAGGUAUUACCUGUGUGGAGACAAAAUUGGGACUGGGAGGGGCAUAGGGAGAAGAAAGGAGGGUUUCCCUUUUGGUGGCAUCAUUGUAAAACAAGAGAAAAUCCUCAGGGCUGAAGCUGAGACUUGCUCCAACCAUCUGCUCUGAGGAAAAGCUGGUCUGAGUAGAAGCAUGGCAGUGAAGUGACAAACAUAAACCAGUGACACUGUUUUACACAGGGCACCAGCUUCCCUGCCAUGACAGACCUAUUCUUUUUCCAGUGGUAUCCUGAUAAGUAAGCACAAAUGGAAAGAUUUAAAAGGUGAGAUCAAGCAUCUUGCCUGAAGGUUUUUUCAAAUCAUUCUGUUUCAUCUCUUACCUUCUUCUUCCCUCCCCAUCCUUUUAUUUAUAUCAGUGUGCCUUUUUUGUGCCAAAGAAGAGCCAAAGAUAAUCUGGCAAGAGCUGUGAACUCUUCCAAGUCUUGUUCAGGUACUUCUACCUUGUAGUGCCUUAUUCUAGGAGAAAAGCCCUGCACUGGCUACCCCUUCAGAUUAGGGCUAUUGCUGAAGGAAAGUGAGCCCAUCCUUACCUUAAACUGUGGUUUGCCAUUAAACUCAUACACUUCUUUAAGAUUUAAGACAACUUUUCCCAAGACUCUGGAAAAAAAACUAUCAAUCUAUACAUGUGCAACUUCAAUAGUAGUUGAAAGGUUCUAAAAGGUGAUCAAUUUCUUUCUGAAAAGUGACAUUGUAGAUGUCACUGCUGCUAGAUUUUGGCAUUAUUUUGAAUAUUUACUUUACUGGCUCUUAUCUGAUUUUCUUUUCCCCAUUUUCCAUCUGACAUUCGAGGUGCUUGAGUAGCUAAGGUUUGUCCUUUUCCCUUGUAAAAACUCUGUGUCACUACCUAACUGAAUUCAGCAAGAAAUAUGAAAAUGGCAGAAGGAGGUUCUCAAAGCUGCUUUUCAGAGAGGAGUUAAAGGUGGGACAGCAAAUUAGUCAGUUAUAAAGAAGUGUAAAGAUUUGAAUCUGUUUUUUUAGUUCACUGCUCAUACAUUAAUCCCUGUAGUGCCAUGAAAACUGGCAGUAUUGUGGACUGAGACAUUGGAGGUGGUUAGAAAUGGUGGGGAACAUGGGAUGGGAGUCUAAAGCAUUCCAAGUAAGCCAGAGGAUCCAAAGGAAUUCACCUGCUCCUGUGGGGUUUGCUAAGAGCAGGAGCUGUCUCCAGUUCUGCACUGGCACAGGGAGGAAAAAGUCUUUCAUAUUCAGGGCAGCAACUUGGUGAGACCAUGGAAUGGGGUAAAUAAAUAGAUUUGCUGCACAACUGAAGAACUUUCCAGAGCUCUUUCCCAUGGCAGGGAUGAAGGCAGCAAAGAGAAGGGGACAGGGAAUCCAGCAGGGCUGAAAUUCCUAUGCAAAAGCUUGUAAAUGUGAUGCCUUUUUGCAUGUCUGAGAACAUCAUUGCUGGCCUGGUCCUGGUUAGUUGUGAUAGGGCUGAUUAAAACUGGGCUUAUCUUUGUUUCAAAUGCUCUGAAAGCCAAGAAAGACUGCAAUUUGUUCAGUCUUCUACCUGAAGCUGAAGGCCAGAGCCUGAACAAAACUGUAUUUUUUUUUUUCUGAAGUGAGUGCCUGCAUCUUCUGUUUACCUUUGCUGCUUAUGCAAGCGCUGACUAAACCUGAAAACUAUUUUGCACAUGGAUAUUUUUAUCAACAAUUUAUGCUGUAUUUGCUUGUCACUGUAAGAGAUUAUAGGUCCUAAUGUUGGCUGUGCAAAAAUACUUUUUAUUUUCUCACCUGAAGACAGCUAUUCAGUAAAAUUGGUACAAUAUUUUGCAAGCAGUUACCAGACAGUGACUUAAGGUUUAUUUUCAGGUUGUCAUGUCUAAUGUUAUUUCCCAUUUCUUGUACAAGCUGUGGCUGACUCCAGAACUCUGGCUAGCAGCUUAGCUCCUCUAAGCAGCCAGACCAGCCUCAUCUGCCCACCAAGCUCAUUUCUGAAAACUUUUGCUUGCUGUUAUAAAUCUCACUCAAGGCUCACUGUCUGAAGUUUCCUGACAUUGCCCCUGUUAUCCAACAGUUUUUCUUACUGUGUAGUGUCAACUAAUGGAAAGGGAAGAUUUCUUAUGCUUCAAGGAGCUGGGAAAAAUCAACACCAUGAGCUGUAUUUAUUGCACAGAUAUUCAUGAAUGUACAACACAAAGAGUUUAAUAAAGGCUGUUUGAUUGUGGAACGA
This is a messenger RNA of Parus major (Great Tit), 5961 nucleotides long. RefSeq names its product cystathionine beta-synthase-like protein. Gene Ontology annotation, cellular component: cytoplasm. The transcript has 17 exons. Gene Ontology annotation, molecular function: cystathionine beta-synthase activity; cysteine synthase activity. NCBI's taxonomy places the organism in Eukaryota, Metazoa, Chordata, Aves, Passeriformes, Paridae. The record is from RefSeq and is a predicted model, not a curated record. Bases 1591 to 3288 code for a protein of 565 amino acids.